This is a messenger RNA of Exophiala oligosperma, 3552 nucleotides long. RefSeq lists its product as uncharacterized. The record is from RefSeq and is a predicted model, not a curated record. The transcript has 2 exons. The coding region runs from base 455 to 3238 and encodes 927 amino acids. NCBI's taxonomy places the organism in Eukaryota, Fungi, Ascomycota, Eurotiomycetes, Chaetothyriales, Herpotrichiellaceae. Gene Ontology annotation, molecular function: protein binding.
AGGCAUAAUAGGGAAUACCUGGUAUAAGUGUGGUCGCUACUGGUGUCCAUCUCCACAGACAAGCACUUAGCCACACUACUAAGCCACAAAAAGGUGCCUUUAUUAAAUACAUUGCAUCACAUUACAACGAGGAUUACGAUCCGGACAACAGCUGCAGAUACCCUCAGCACCCUCACUAGCCGCGACUUCCCUCACAAUCCUAGAACUGCGUAUAUCCGUACUACAUACUCUGAACAAACACCUCGGUCCUCGUUAUCCUAGAGUCUCGACUUCUGUUAUGAUCUGAGGCCGCUAUUCUCCAUCGAAACCGAGAUUCCCUUAAUCAACUCCUACCCUCACCCUCAUCCCAAUCGACCUAUGAGCCUCGUCUAUAUCCUCGUCCUGCCGACUGCCCUAAGCUCUGUCGACGACACCCGAGGAAUGCCUCUCACUCCAUAGUCCCUCCUCCCGCGAAAUGACCGUGUCCGACCGCGAAGUAUGCCUCAACCCUACAAAAGGUUUAGCAACACUCACAAAAUACUAUCCUACGAAAAUAUCUAUACACCAUCAUCAGCUGCGCCAUUUCAUCAGUGCCUCUGAUGCCGACUUCAUCUACUAUGCCACGAACUAUGACGUUUUCGUCCUUGACCUCAAAACACAGCAGAACUCCCUCCUAGCGACAAUUCCAUUCGAAGCAAGAUGUCUCGCAGCAGAUCUGGGCUGGGUAUGCGUGGGCGGAGAGUCGAAUGGAGAUUGCGCGUUUAUCAAGGUUGAAAAAGAUGAACACGGCCAUCCGAAGUGCUUCGGUCAUGAUCUAUUGGUCUACUUUAUGGGAGGUGAGAUUGUCAACUCGAUGAGCAUACACAACAUGGUCCACAAGGGAAACACUCCGGAUGAAACGGUGGUUUUGAUCAGCAACAAUGACAAGACAGUGAAGCUAUAUUCCCUCGCGCAACGAAAGCUUCUGGCUACCUUGCCUCAUAAAGUACCCAUGAAUUAUUCGACAAUGUCGCCGGACUCAAGAAUUAUCGCCGCCGUGGGUGACUCCGACCGGGUCUACUUCUAUCGGCGUGAGCUAGACGAGGACGAUAAGUCUCUGCAAUAUCCCGCGUAUGAAUGGAAAUCUAUCUCCGAGGUGGCUGUUCCUACAGGAGACGUCGUCGAGGCCGACUUCAGCUUCGCUGUUGCAUUCUCACCUUCUGGCCAUCUAUGCGCUUCCUCCUCCCAGGGCGGCUCAAUAUCGGUCUUCGAUGUUGAAACGCUUCUCUGUGGUGAUCUUGCGCCUGAAAAAUCCAUCAUAUGUACCUUUCGCUCAUCUCGACCUACUUUGUGGGGCUGUGUAAGGGCGAUGGCAUUUUCACCUGCACCAUGGGAUAUUCUUGCUUGGGCCGAAGAUCACGGGAGAAUUGGGCUAGCAGAUGUCAGACAGUGCUUCCUGCGACGACAAAUUGUACACCUGGACAGACACGGGGCUGAGACAGUGGACAUGGAGAACGGUACCCCCGUGGCUUAUCGUGAUCUAGGCGUUAAGGAACGUCUCAAACAACAGCAUCUUGCUCGCAUGAGGGUCAUCGGAGGACUGUCUCCUCAGCAAGCAGACGCCGAAUUAAACAUAAGCGAGGUCUUAGAGUCCGGAGAUCGAUAUAAUCGGCAUGAUCUGUUAACCUAUCAUCAAGGUCUUGAUCUGGGUGCCCAAGAAAGAUCUAUCAUUGAAGCACUGGAAACCACAAUGCACAAUGUGAGGCCUCUCGAUCCAUCGCUUGAUAAUCUCAACACCCCUACACAUCUCCAGCAUGUCUCUUCCCCCCGGACGAGAAGCUCGGCCGACAGCAGGAGAGGCUAUGACGUGCAUCUGUUGAACCCUACAUCAGGUUCAGCCGCUUCCCGAUCCUAUCAGCCUAGGAGGAGAACAUCGGUGGUUUUCUCGCAACCUGGUGCCAAUGAUGGCCGACUUUUGGAUCCAAAUGAAAAUCAAAGAAGCAGACUCUCUGCAUCUCCUGGCCGUAUUGGCGACGACGAUGAUUUGUCCGACCUGAAUGCUAGAGCUCCCGUGCCAUCAGGUAAUAUUCCACCAGGAGACCCUUGGCAUGUCAUACAAUCUGCGCUCUUGACUGCGCGAGAAACAGACGACAACCAAUCAAGUUUGUUCCGUAUCGAAGGAGCUCUGGAGGCUGAGAGACGAAUUGCUUUACAUCUCGAGCGACAAUUAGCAGACGAGCGGCAGUUGUCAACAUUGCUUCGCAGGCAGCUCGAUACCCAACAACGAUUGCUGCGAGAGAACUCGACUCAAUUGGACCAACUUCGUGAAGUAGCCAGAGAAUCCAAUACUCAUGUGGAAGCUUCUCUAGAGCGUUUCUUCCAGAGGCAACUUGCCGACGAGGAGCGAUUUCUCCGACAGCGGUCGCAAGAGUUGCAGAGAGAACUCGAUGCAGGAGAAAAUUACGCUCGUAGACUCUCGGCCGAACGAGCUCGAUUAUUAUCAGACAGAUCACGCGGUGAUUCCACGGCAGACAGAGAGCCGAGCUCCGCCAGGACUACGACGUUGCCCACGUCUACCGUGCCGUCUUCUGAGACAAGCAACAACCUCUCUACUCUGCUAACAGACUACGUUGAUGCAAGACAGCAGAGACUUGCACACAUUGAGAACUUGCAAAGACAAGUGCGUCGUGCCGAGUCACGAGUAGCCCUUGCCACCAACGAUAUCCAAGCUUUAGAAGACUCUAUACGCCAAGAAUUGGCUCGCCCAAGCCGUACUCGCGAAUUUGCUGGUGACGACGCGUUCGAUGCCAUGAUGCGCAUAGUAGAUGAUCCUGUACCAGAUUGGCGGACUCAGCAUGACGGUGCUCCUCCUACCAGGCGACGUGCCCAACCGUCGAUGGCUCGACUCCGUGAAGCCCGGAUGGAGCGCAUUUCAGAGCUGGCAGGUCGCGUCCCAGAUGCAGAAGUCCGACUUGCUCGAAUGAUGUACAUGUCUGGUAUGUCUAGUAACAGGUCUCUCGAUGGAAAUGGGAACUGGACACCCGGCGCGGGACUGUCCAGGGUUUUGGCCGGACCAUCGAGUCUCGCUAGAGCAGGAGAGCCCUCUCUUCCAUUGGCAAGCUCUGCAGAGGAUGCCAUGCGAGAAAUGGGUCCAGGCACAGCGGGUAUCGGAUUUAGCCCUGACGGUCAAUAUCUCUACGCGGGCUCUGAGGAAGGCGUCUUUGAGUUGAAAAUCAACAUGCGCGAUCGCAUGACCUUUCCAGCACUUGAGAUGCGAUGAUUGUCGCUUGACGAUGACGACUGGAGGGAAAUAUGGAAAUUGAUCUGCUCCGGCUCACCAACCUCCAUCUUUUUUAUGUGCUAAUGUAUCUUUAUGACCUUGACGAUAGUUUUGUGAGCUUAUUUACGGGGUUCCUUUUGACGACGGUCACGCCAAAAAUGGAGCAAACAGGCGCGUCCAUAACCUGCUGUUGACCAUGCAUUGGGUUUGUUGUCAUUCGACCUUGCUUCUCAGUGGUGGCAAGAACAAAAUAAGGCUUUAAUUUAAAACAGUACAUAUUUUUUUUGCUUUUAAUUUUAUGAUCGUUUUGGGUG